Molecule: messenger RNA, 1035 nt
Organism: Stereum hirsutum FP-91666 SS1
Lineage: Eukaryota; Fungi; Basidiomycota; Agaricomycetes; Russulales; Stereaceae
Exons: 7
Coding region: 1-1035 (344 amino acids)
Source: RefSeq, a predicted model, not a curated record
AUGCCCGUCACUCCCCAAGCUCUCUGUCCUCUGACCUCCUCGAGGUUCACUCUUAGUUACAAUUACAAGCAUGAGCUUCAAUACAUAGCCACCCGAUACACGGCGGCACCGCUCGUUGGAGAGUCCAAAGCCAUUCCCGUCUGCCUCAUGAUCACCACUGGUGUUGGCUGCACGUCAGACCUUUGGAUUCCAGCUAUCAAACAUCUCUUCAACUUGCAAGCACAGUUCCAUGCUUCUCUUCGCAUCAUAUCGAUUUGGGUGGUUGAUAGGCCAAACCACGAUGACGCCGCUGUAUUGAACGAGAAGGUGCUCAAUGAAUUUUACGCUGAGUCUUUCGAUAACGUGGAAUACGGGAUGGCCGUUCGUUCCUUCAUCGAAGGUGGAUGCCUUUCCGACGACGAGAAGGAGAAUCUCGUUGCGAUUGCACACUCGGGAUCCGGCGCAUCGGUUAUCAAAUCUCUACGCGAUGACUCUAGCAUCCCUUACCGAGCCAUCGUCAUGGUCGAGCCUUUGUAUCUAUUGCGCUCCAAGGAGACAGUCGCAUUGUUCGGGAAGAUAUUUGCUCGAGCACGAAAGGCGAAUGCGGCAAUGCCGAUGUCGUUCAGGUCCAAGAAGGAGGCCAUGAAGUUCCUCACUUCUUUCCCUCCCUGGAGUUUCUUCGACGACGACAAUCUUCGCGUACUGUCUGAUACCUAUUUCAUUGAACAGAACGAUGGGAGCGUGAAGUUGAAGACACCAAACGUACAAAGGACUGCAUCCUUCACCGACCUAGAAAGCGGUUUCUGGGGUACCGAGCGUGUACAGGAGUUGGUUCAUCACAUUCCGCUUCACGCAAUGAUGGGCGCCAUCCAUGACCAGUGGCCGGAGCCGUUCUAUGCCAAGAUCUGGGAGGUACUCAACAUUCUGAAGCCCAAUCUCGCCUCGUUGACCGUCAUCGAAGGAGCAGGUCAUCACAUUCCUCAUCAGAAGCCCGAGGAGAUGGCUGUCGCACUGUUCGAUAUACUCGCUAAGGGCGGCCAGAAAUCGAAGCUUUAG